Molecule: messenger RNA, 1494 nt
Organism: Diaporthe citri
Lineage: Eukaryota; Fungi; Ascomycota; Sordariomycetes; Diaporthales; Diaporthaceae
Exons: 1
Coding region: 1-1494 (497 amino acids)
Molecular function (GO): histone deacetylase activity
Source: RefSeq, a predicted model, not a curated record
AUGGAUGGGAAUCCAUACGUAUGGCGUCCCCCGCGGACAAACUACCUGCCACACAGGAAGACCGACGACCUGGACGAGCGCAUAGUACAGGAGUAUGUUCCACUGGGCACUGCGACGGAUGCCGAGAAUGCCCUCUUCUUCACAAAGUGCAAGCGCGCAGCCGAGAAGUACAACAUCACCCGGCCCAAGGGCCACACGGUCUCGUUCCACGUGAACCCCGAGAUGGAGAAGCACCACUUCGGCCAGACACAUCCCAUGAAACCAUGGCGCUUGACCCUGGCAAAGAGUCUCAUCAUGUCCUAUGGCAUGAACUUCGCCAUGGACAACUAUGUCUCCAGGACGGCCACCUACGAAGAGCUCAACUCUUUCCACUCCGCAGACUACCUCGACUUCCUCGCCACCGUCGCCCCGGAGCCCAUACCAAAGGACAUCGAGAAUCCCGGCACAGAGCUCAAGUUCAACCUGGGAGGUUCAGAUUGCCCUCUGUUCGAAGGCUUGUAUGACUACUGCUCCAUGUCGGCUGGCAGCUCAUUAGACGCUGCCCGGAAAAUAUGCUCCGGGCAGUCAGACAUCGCAAUCGCGUGGGGCGGAGGCCUUCACCACGCCAAGAAGACCGAGGCAUCAGGGUUCUGCUACAUCAACGAUAUUGUCAUUGCAAUACUGCAGCUCCUGCGGUGCUUCCCCCGGGUUCUUUACAUUGACAUCGAUGUGCAUCACGGCGAUGGUGUCGAAGAGGCAUUCCUGUCCACCGACCGGGUCAUGACUGUCUCCUUCCACAAGUAUGACCCAACCAACUUCUUCCCCGGGACCGGUGCCCUCACCGACAACGGCCCUCAGAGCGAGCACAACCCCGGCGCGCACCACGCCCUCAACGUCCCCCUCCAGGACGGCGUCACCGACGAGCAAUACGGCGCCCUCUUCAGGCAGGUCAUCGGUGAGGUCAUAGCAAAGUUCCGCCCGUCCGCCAUCGCCCUGCAAUGCGGUGCCGACUCGCUCGCCGGCGACCGGCUCGGCAAGUUCAACUUGCAGGUCCAGGGCCACGGCCAGUGCGUCGAGUUCUGCAAGCAGCAGAACAUCCCCAUGAUCCUGUUCGGCGGCGGCGGCUACACCCCGCGCAACGUGGCGCGCGCCUGGACGCACGAAACCAGCAUCGCCAUCGACUCGUCGAGCAAGAUCGACUCCACCCUGCCACUGCACGCCCCCUGGCGCGAGCACUUCCGCCAGGACACGCUCUUCCCCACGCUCGAGCAGAUCCUCGAGGUUCCUAAGCCGAACAAGAACUCGCCCAAGCGCCUCGAGGAGAUCAAAAUGCACAUCAGCGAGCAGCUGCGCUUCGUCAACGCCGCCCCCAGCGUGCAGAUGAGCACGAUACCACCCGACCUGGGCUUCAUUAGAGACGACGUCGAGGCCAGGAUCAAGGAGGAGACUGAGGAGAAGGACGACGAGAUCAGGAGGUUACGGGAGGAGGGAGUGGGCGUGCUGAUGGAAUUUUGA